Pangasianodon hypophthalmus (striped catfish) is the source of this 3061-nucleotide messenger RNA. RefSeq names its product splA/ryanodine receptor domain and SOCS box containing 4b (gene spsb4b). The transcript is spliced from 3 exons. Gene Ontology annotation, molecular function: protein binding. Gene Ontology annotation, biological process: proteasome-mediated ubiquitin-dependent protein catabolic process; intracellular signal transduction. Lineage: Eukaryota; Metazoa; Chordata; Actinopteri; Siluriformes; Pangasiidae. The record is from RefSeq and is a predicted model, not a curated record. Bases 268 to 1128 code for a protein of 286 amino acids. Gene Ontology annotation, cellular component: SCF ubiquitin ligase complex.
AGUGACGUCACUGCCUUGGCACUCUAUAACAAAGCCGUGUUCGCUGCUUCCCUUUCGGACGCUUUUAAGGCGCAAAGCAAGUUUAAACAGCAGCUCUGGGAUUUCACAGACUCACUCUGCUUGAACAGAGGACCUUGUGCUGCUCUCUUGCUACACCACUUCCUCAUGAAAUGGAACAGCCUUUGUUGAUUGGCUGAGCCUCUACUCUUACAUCAGGCCCAUGAGGUAACCCCGACAGUGGUUGGUGAUGCCCUUGGCAGGGCCGUGAUGGGGCAGAGGGUCUCGGGCGUGGUGAAAUCUGCCGAGGAGUGCGAGGGGGCUGCGCUGGCAUUGCAGGUUGCCCUUGUGCCCCUUGGCAGGCAUGGACAAGGACACAGACUAGGCCACCUGUUCUCACCGCGCCUGGAACUGCUGCUGGACAUGCCUCCAGCGGACUUUGCCACUCAGCUUGAGCAUGCUUGGAACCCUGAUGACCGCUCACUCAACCUGUUCAUCAAAGAUGAGGACCGGGUGACGUUCCAUCGCCAUCCAGUAGCACAGAGUACAGACUGCGUGAGAGGUAAAGUAGGUUUCACUCGUGGCCUGCAUGCCUGGACUGUCCGGUGGCCUGUGAGGCAACGUGGCACACACGCCAUAGUUGGGGUCGCAACCUCUCGGGCACCGCUUCAUGCAGUCGGGUAUACGGCACUUGUUGGCAGCGAUGCAGAAUCUUGGGGAUGGGAUUUGGGGCGAGGCAAACUUUACCAUGACAGGAAAAGCCAAACAGGGCCAGCGGCUUCAUACCCAUGCAGCCAGAACGAGGAGGAUGAGGACACGUUCUCAGUACCUGAGGAGGUGCUGGUGGUCUUGGACAUGGACGAGGGUACACUGGGGUUUUGCGCCGAUGGACACUUCCUAGGCGUAGCCUUUCGUGGCCUCAAGGGGAGGAGGCUGUACCCGAUCGUCAGUGCAGUAUGGGGCCACUGCGAAGUCACAAUGACGUACAUCAACGGACUAGAGCCUGAGCCUCUGCCACUGAUGGAACUAUGCAGGAGAGCAGCUCGACAAGCUCUGGGCCGACAUCGCAUCCAUCACAUCCACACACUCCCCCUGCCCCAGACUCUCAAAAACUACCUGCAGUACCAGUGAGAGUCUCGCACAUGGCCCUGAACUACAGCACCAGUGACCUCAAUGCACAACGAAUUGUCCUACAGACGCUUUUUUUUUUUUUUUUUUUUUAAAGCUAGGUUCCAUUUACGCCUGAGUGAAAACAGCAGUGUAUUUUAUUUGCACCAAUUUAAUUCUUGCCAGUCCUCACCUGCUAUCUAGUAUCACCAUGAUAGUUCAUUGAGUUAGCUUCCUACAAACUUGGCUUGUCUUGAAUUGCCCACUGCAAUAGUAAGCCUAAUGUUAGUGAGCCUGCUAAGUGCACUUGGCUAGCUACUGCUGCUGGAGAGGAAAACAGCACUGUGUUUAAAGAGCUAGCUUCGCUAAUGUAAUUAUUAUAUUGUGUAAUUAAAGCCAACAUUAUUUGCUACACAGUAAAUCAAGCCAAAGAGGAGGAAGAAAGGCUAGUGAUGUCAUACUCUGUGAUUAAGUUUGUGAUUGGAAAAUCAAGCUUAGUUUAAGUUCUGACUUUGCUGAUCUAGCGAGGUCUGUCGCUCAAUGAAACCAGGAUGCAUGGACGUGUGUGUGUUUGUGUGUGCGCUACCUGUAGCUGGUUGCAAAUACACUUUCCCCCCCUCUCCAAAACUCACUUCUCCAAAAAAGCACAGCGAAUUGUAGCGUCCGAUUUUGACACUGGUGCUACGGACACUCAGUUUUGCAAUAUGUUUGGGUAAAAAGCAGAUUGAAAUGAGCGUCUUCCAUAGAUAAUUAUCAUCUGUUUGUUUAUUUUUUAUGUCACACUAAAUAUAUUUAAUUACAACUGAGCCCAUGAUAUCUUGCACCUAAACACCAGGCUGCUUUUUUUUAUUUCAAAUUUGGCUUAUCCGAGUGACUACAGUGAUUGAGGAUCUUUGUAUGUGUCUAUGAUGUGAGUGUGGGUGGUGAUUGUGUUCUUUGAAAUGGUGUAGAUUGUUGUGUAUGAGUGAAAUGAUGCAUUUUAUAGAGUUUUAACCUUCUGAGACAUGCCUGUCUUCAGUGCUUGGGACAGGGUGUGAUACUGUUCCAACAGGAAGUCCAGGGAAGGCUGUUUAUACAGAUGGAUAUAGGAAAACAGGAGAUGCCGCACUAGCCGUCGUUGCUAGUUGUUAUGAUGUGUUAAUGUGUCUGCCAUAUUGGAAGGGGCCUGAUUUGAUUGUAAUACUGGUUUGCCCUGCUCAAAUCAAAAGCGACCUGCACUGUUUUUCGCAAGAUUUUCUUUGUUACAGAUGUGAUGCAUAUCACUGAAUGUCUAUGCACUGUAGGUAUUUUAAAACUGCCGGGCGAUUGGAAUUAACCCAAGAAUUAACACUGGUCUUUAAAAUCUCCUACCCACUUAUUAACAACUAUAAUAGCCUUAUAAGAAUAGAUUAAUGUAGAAACCCCCAAGAUAGCUAUUUUUAGUUUACAUAACAUUUUAUAUAAUGUUGGGUAAAACUAAUCGUAGCUAUCGCUACAGACGAUCGUGAUUAAAUAUAUCUGACAAACACUUGCAUGAAAUUGGCACCGCAGCUAAGUCAAUUGAACAGAACAUCUGGUGCUGUGAAAGAAAAAAAAAACUUGCGCUUAUGUAAGAUGCACCUAUAUUUAAAUGCAUUACAGUGCCUUUAACCUCACUCAACUCAAAACAAAAUGAAAAAAAUCAAACUGAAGUAGUUUUUGAGUUAAGUCAAACUGGCACAAACGGAUUUAAUUUAUUUUUUCUACUGGGGACAAACUUCUCAGAGGCCAGACAAACAAAGUUAAUAGCACUUUGUCACUUCACAUUUUUGGAAAAUCUUGCGUUUAGUGCGUGAACUAAAACUAAAGCCAAUUUACCCAACCUGGAAGUCACCCACUCCAAUAUGGAGACACUGUUGGCGUGUCUGGCUUAGCACACUGAGGCAUCUACCAUUUUCAUAUCUGAUUUUAAAUGUAAAUAAAAUCCACACAAACUAAA